AAUUUGUAUACAAAAAUAAACUUUAUAUGUGCUACAGUCAACUAGACUACGAUUAAAAAACAAUAUUAUCAUCUUUAAUCGCUAAUAUAUUUAUUUUUUUGUGUAUUAAUUAUGUGAUUUUAACAUUUGUUCAACAAAAGAAUUCCUUUUUAAAACCUUGAAUUUCGAUUAGUCAUAUUAUAUGUUCGAGUUAAUUAUUAUUUAUUAUAAAUGCGGUCAUGAUUACUUUAUUUGAAUUUCUGACUCAUAAAAUAACUUACUGUUCUACGUUUCGUUAAUCGAUAUUGGUUUGCCUUAUGCUGAUUAAUUUUAUUAAAAAUUAUUUUUCAAUAUGGGAAUGUUAUUUGGAAAACCAAAAGUCACUCGUAUUACCGACCACGAUCGAGCAGUUCUGCAAAUGAAACAACAGAGAGAUACUCUAAAGCGAUACCAACAAAGAGUUGAAAAAUUACUAGAAAGUGAAAGAGAACUCGCUAAAAGACUACUGUCCGAAAACAAAAGAGAAAAAGCAAAGCUAUUGCUGAGAAAAAAGAAAUACCAAACAGAGCAGCUCGAGCGUACUGAAGCGUCUUUGGACACAGUCGAAAAAUUAAUUCAAGAUUUAGAAUAUACCCAAAUAGAAAUCAAAGUUAUUGAAGGCCUUAAAGUUGGAAAUGUAGCCCUCAAAAAAGCGAAUGAAUUGUUUAAUAUUGAAGAUAUUGAGCAACUUUUGGAUGAAACUAAAGAGGGAAUCGAUAAACAAAAAGAAAUAACCGAUUUACUUAGUGGUGCCUUGUCAUCUGAGGAUGAAGAAGCAGUUGAAGCUGAAUUAAAUGACCUAAUUGCUGUAGAGCAUCAAAAAGCUAUAGAUGUGUUACCAACCGUACCAUCGGAUGAAUUACCAGUAACUGUUCCAGAGACCAAAGAGGAAGACAAAUUGCCUACAAAGAAGAUUGCGUUAGAAGCUCAAUAAAAUGAAUCAUAAUAUUCGGUUAAAAUGUUACCGAAUUAAAGUAGGAGUCAAUUUAUUUUUAACAUAUUAAAAUUUUAUUUUUUGUUAUUGUAUAUUAUAAUAUUAAAAAGUUGUGUGUUUAAUAUACAUAUUUUUUUUAAGUUUA
Metopolophium dirhodum (rose-grain aphid) is the source of this 1097-nucleotide messenger RNA. It is a transcript of the gene Vps20, whose product is annotated as charged multivesicular body protein 6-A. The record is from RefSeq and is a predicted model, not a curated record. Gene Ontology annotation, biological process: vesicle budding from membrane; late endosome to vacuole transport via multivesicular body sorting pathway. The transcript is spliced from 6 exons. NCBI's taxonomy places the organism in Eukaryota, Metazoa, Arthropoda, Insecta, Hemiptera, Aphididae. Bases 332 to 952 code for a protein of 206 amino acids. Gene Ontology annotation, cellular component: multivesicular body; ESCRT III complex.